Oncorhynchus keta (chum salmon) is the source of this 1472-nucleotide messenger RNA. Its product is annotated as rho-related GTP-binding protein RhoG-like. NCBI's taxonomy places the organism in Eukaryota, Metazoa, Chordata, Actinopteri, Salmoniformes, Salmonidae. The transcript is spliced from 5 exons. The record is from RefSeq and is a predicted model, not a curated record. Bases 210 to 785 code for a protein of 191 amino acids. Gene Ontology annotation, molecular function: GTP binding; protein kinase binding; GTPase activity. Gene Ontology annotation, cellular component: cell projection; plasma membrane; cell cortex. Gene Ontology annotation, biological process: establishment or maintenance of cell polarity; actin filament organization; regulation of cell shape.
CCGCUCGCCCGACUGACUGACAACACAAAACAACGAAGAUCCAUCCGCUCCUCGGGCGUCGGACCAAUUCUGCCACAGAGAAGGAGAGGAGGAAGGACUGACUAUGUUAGCUUAGUGCUGCUGGGGACUGUUAGAGUGUGUAACAUGCUGACUAGAUCAGGUUGCUGAGGGUGAGAGGUGAGAGUUGAAGGGUCGGCAGCGCAGCAGGCAUGCAGAGCAUUAAGUGUGUAGUGGUGGGCGACGGUGCCGUAGGGAAGACCUGUCUGCUCAUCUCCUACACAACCGGAGCCUUCCCUAAGGAAUAUAUACCCACCGUGUUUGACAAUUAUAGCAGCCAGGUGACAGUAGACGGGCGCUCCAUCAGUCUGAACCUGUGGGACACGGCAGGUCAGGAGGAGUACGACCGUCUGAGGACCCUGUCCUACCCUCAGACCAACAUCUUCAUCAUCUGCUUCUCCAUCUCCAGCCCCGCUUCCUAUGAGAACGUCAAACACAAGUGGCACCCAGAGGUGUCCCACCACUGCCCCGGUGUGCCUGUCCUCCUGGUAGGCACUAAGAGCGACUUGCGUAACGACGAGGAGACCCAGCGCAAGCUGAAGGAGCAGAGCCAAUCUCCUGUCACUCAUCACCAGGGGGCGGGACUGGCCCGUCAGAUCCAAGCCGCCCGCUACCUGGAGUGUUCCGCCCUCAACCAGGAUGGGAUCAAAGAGGUGUUCGCUGAGGCCGUCCGAGCCUUCCUCAACCCCCAGCACACCACCAGCAAGAGGUCCUGUAGGCUACUGUAGAGAGCGAGAGAGAGAGAGAGAGAGAGAGAGAGAGAGAGAGAGAGGAGAAGGAGAGAGGGGGGGGGAUUGGGGAGAUAGAGAGGAAGAGUAAAGGAGGGGUAAAAAGACUGAUGUUUGCUGAGGCCAUCCGAGCCUUCCUCGACCCCCAGCACACCACCAGCAAGAGGUCAAGACGGGGAAAGAAGGGUGGUUAGCUAGAUGAAGAGACAGAAGGGGGUGGGCAGUUGAAACUGAAAAACUUACUGCAACAAUGGAAAUAAUAGGAAUGUACAUGACUAUGGUAGAAUAAUUCAGUUACAUGUAAAUAUGACAGGAGAACAGUAUUCUCUUUUUCCCCAGUGACCGACGAGCCUUACUAUUGGGAAGAGGGAGGGGCAACUGCACUCUGCAAAUGACGAAUUACAGUGAUCUGUUAUCAUGGACACUUGGGCAGUUCUGAUAGGCCAGAGCAGUGUCACUCAACGUCUUUACCAGAGACUGAUUGGUCUGUGAUGGUGGCGUCUACUUUCUCUUCCCGCUCCCUGACCCUCGUCUCUUUUCCUCUUAUUCCAGCUUUAGAGCUCAGUAGAAACCCAACUAAAGAUUAUGUAAAACAUAUUGAGAAAUAUCAUGAUGAGCCAUGCCUCUUUCAAUUCCCAGAAAAUAUCCUUUAAUAUUUGUUUGUUUGUAAAUCAAAAAUGUGCCUUA